UCCCGUAGUACGUACACCAAACCCACGUGGUUAAUCAAAACAUCAUGGCGGCUGGUUUCAAGAUUGCUGAGCCUCUGGAGUACCACAGGAGCUUCCUGAAAGAAAACUGUCGACCUGAUGGACGAGAGCUGUCAGAAUUCAGAACAACAACACUAAACAUAGGGUCCAUAUCCACAGCUGAUGGCUCGGCUCUGGUGAAGGUUGGAAACACGACAGUCAUCUGUGGGAUCAAAGCGGAGCUGACGAACCCUUCAGUAGACGCCCCCGGCAAAGGUUACAUUGUUCCUAAUGUGGACUUACCGCCGCUGUGCUCCUCCCGGUUCCGGCCCGGUCCACCUGGAGAGCAGGCGCAGGCUGCCAGCCAGUUUGUCGCUGAUGUCAUCGAAAGCUCUGAGGUGGUGAAAACAGAAGACUUGUGCAUUGAAAGAGGAAAGCUCUGCUGGGUUCUCUACUGUGACAUGAUGUGUCUGGACUACGAUGGGAACCUGCUGGAUGCUUGUAUUAUCGCCCUGCUGGCCGCUCUGCAGAACACAAAACUCCCAGAAGUCACCAUCAACACAGAGACCAGCGCACCAGAAGUCAAUUUAGAAAAGAAACAAGGGCUGAAUAUUCACAAACAUCCAGUCGGAGCCUCUUUUUGUGUCUUCGACGACUCCAUACUGAUCGUUGAUCCCACAGCUGAGGAGGAAACUCUGUCCACAGCUCAGCUCACGCUGGUGACCGAUGAGGAGGAUCGACUCUGCAUCGUACACAAACCAGGCGGCACGCCGCUGUCCGGCGAGAAGCUGCAGGAGGUGAUCAGCAGAGCGACAACACGACAACGAGAGAUCCAGAAACUCAUCGACAAAGUGGUCCACAGCGUGAAGACAGCGCAAUAAAGAGCCUCAGACAACGCUUUUUUUUUAUCUAAAAGCUGUAUUUUCCACUGUCAAUAUAUAUUCUUUUUUUUAAUAACAAUAAAACUGCUGACAAAGA
Molecule: messenger RNA, 975 nt
Organism: Centropristis striata (black sea bass)
Lineage: Eukaryota; Metazoa; Chordata; Actinopteri; Perciformes; Serranidae
Gene: exosc8
Product: exosome component 8
Exons: 11
Coding region: 45-878 (277 amino acids)
Biological process (GO): U4 snRNA 3'-end processing; TRAMP-dependent tRNA surveillance pathway; U1 snRNA 3'-end processing
Cellular component (GO): cytoplasmic exosome (RNase complex); nuclear exosome (RNase complex)
Source: RefSeq, a predicted model, not a curated record